GGUACGGUCGCAACACGGCAUUCGCCACGGUCGUCGUCGUCCUCACCGUCCAUUGCUAGUCCUGUGCUGCGUGCAAAGGGGCUACUACCCCGGGUCGGGUCUGGCCGCUACUUCCUUCUGCUCUUGUGUCUUGUGAUGAAUCGUUACGGUGUAGUCCUGGGCUGUUCGUCCACCAGAAGCAGUGCAAGCUGAGUGGUGUACCGUCGGAAUCUUUGACACGUUCGGCGACACCGAACACCCCUUGGGAGUGUUUGAUCUGGGGUGACAAAUUAAGUCUAGUGCCGCGAGUGAAGUUUGGCGCCAAGGGGCCGGUGUCUGACGUGCGGACACAGGUGAAACAGUAACCGCUCGCCCAUUACACCACCGAUCAGCCGACCGGGAAGAUAUCGAACACAACACGCAAGUGUAGACCGCGAGAGGUGGCAGAUAAUAGGAGUGGUUAAGAAGUAGGAGCCGACCAUGGGGCCUCUCAAGCAAAUGACACACUGUGGAAGCAUAAGUGCACUAUUCGCGGUGCUGCUGGUGCUGUUUGGCGUCAGCUCGUCUGCGUUGACCACCUUCGGGAAGUCGAACACGAAUCAACAGGCAGCACCAACACCUCCGCCAGUGGUAGCGAAAAGUUGCUCCAGCCAUGGCGACUGUAGCACGAUACAGAAUACGAGUUGUGUCCACGAUCCGGUCGAUGAUCGCAUGCGGUGCCUGUGCGGCGAUUUUAAGGCACCGGUUAAUGGGCUGUGCACGGCGAAGUACAAAGGACUCAGGCAUCUUUGUUCGGAAUCGGGCCAAUGCGACUACGGAAUGAUGUGCGCGGGGGAAAAUAAUACCAAACCGACGACCACCCUUGUAACGAGCAAAACGUUUCUCACCAGCAGCAUGCUGAACAGCAAUGGCAACAGCAGCUACCGGGUGUGCCUUUGUGACGAGGAAGCGGACUUUUUCGAGAACAAACAGGAGCGUCCGUUUCAUUGCAGCGGCACGGUCCGGGGCAUUGAUUCCGUGUCCGGAGCACUGCUUCCGCUGGUCAUGCUGCUGCUGCUCGGGAAGUCCAUCGCCAACCAUCCGGUCAAUCACUGGAGCACAAUUAUCUAAGAAUCCAUCAGUUUCGGCAAAGAAAUGUCCGCAAAAGAAUAUUCAUAUUUUAGAACUUACAACGGUUUUUAAAUGUUUGAGCCAUUGAGUAACAAAGCGGAACGGAGGCAAGACACAUAGAGCACCUAAAGUUUGGUCAAACUGUUUUCAUCGCGCACCAACUAUGCCUUAUUAGGAUAACGUAUAAGUUAAUAGGUGAUCAAUCACGCGGAGCGGACUAAUAACUAGUAUUGCUGUUCACAUUCGAUGCUACGUUCCGCUAGAAAUGCAACUGUUAAACAUGGUAAGCUUUUGCUGAAAACAAUACAUUAUACGGAGAAACAAACAAAACAACGAUGGGGUAGUGCUUAAACCACAGACGAAUUUUCAUAUGCAUUUUUCUCCAAAUUUAGAAAGUAACGAUUUAUAUUCUCGAAAACCAAAACAAGCUAAAUUAACAAGCAAAAUCUAACCAAAAACUAAAAACAAAACAAGGCAAUUCAUAAUUACUAGAGGGAAGCAUCUCGUUGUUUUCUUCGGCACAUAGGGUUCUUUGAUAAUGUACAUAUAAAUAAUAAAUUAAACAUUCUUAAAAUCCAAAACUCUAUCUAAACGAUCGAAUAGUAAAACAGUCGUACGGUUUAACAUAAAGCUUCUAGUUGUACGUGAUCAGACUACUGAAAAGUGUAAAAGAACGUGACUUACUUUAUUUUUCCCAAAGGCUACUAAAACUAACAUCAUCAACUUCAAAAUUGCUUCAAAAUAUUGACAAAAUGCCGUGUGAUUCUUCGGUCUAUCAAAACAGUGCAUCUAACAUGCAUGUUAUUUACAAAAGAGUCGAGUGCGCUUCAUAAUUCUUUACGACAAGUAUACAUUGCAGUAAACCGAACCAAGAUUAAAAUGU
Messenger RNA from Anopheles bellator, 1972 nucleotides. RefSeq lists its product as uncharacterized. NCBI's taxonomy places the organism in Eukaryota, Metazoa, Arthropoda, Insecta, Diptera, Culicidae. The coding region runs from base 460 to 1089 and encodes 209 amino acids. The transcript is spliced from 3 exons. The record is from RefSeq and is a predicted model, not a curated record.